AGAGCGUGCAGUCUAUUAGUGUGUGAGGUUUCUUUAGCUCAACCGUGUGUGUGACAGAGUGAAGGGGGUGGUAAAGGGUUGGCUGACCACCCUGGACCACCCCUUCCUGACUACAUAGCUGACAGGAAGUAUAGAAAGAAAAGGAGAAAAAGAGACGUAAAUUUUUCUUCCUCCUUUUCGGUUUUUGUGGAGUUUUAAAGAUUUAGUCCACCGUCAUCUGCAAAAAGCAUACAUUAUUCGGAAAGCGCACCAAAGAGAAAAAAACAAAGUGAAAGAGUGAAGCAAGAACAUGGAGGACAAUUUUUGCUGUAUACUGGGGCAUCUUGAGAGGGAUUAUUUGUGACGCUAAGGGAAGAAUGUUGAGAGUGAGGAGUGAAUGAUGAAAACAGCUGUUGGGGCACAGAACACGGAGCAUCCUGAGAGAUGAUCUAAAAACCAUUAAUUGGAUUCUUCUCGAAGUUCUGCUUGUCGUCAUUAUGCACUAUGCUCUCCGCCGGCCCUUCCACAGCACCUUCAGGCCUUUCCAAACCCUCUUCCCCAACCAUAUCUUCACCAAUUCAGGCAACUCUCAAUCCACAAACCUCUCCUCUUCCUCUUAGUCCUCCUUCUUCCUUGACUUCUACUCCAAACUUCCCAUUGGUUGAUAUCUCUGACAACCCAUCCCCUGACCCUGCCUCCCAUCCGCUUCCAACUUCACCCCCAAUCUCAUGUGUACAACAUUCCUCACCUCAACUUGACUCCAAACCCUCCCCACCCCCCGCCCAGAAACUCAUGCCUCCUCAGGUCCCAAAGCCACCCCUCCCAGCACAACUCCCCUCUGCUCCUCCUAAGAGCUCUUCCUCAGCCAUGCCUAGACCACCUCCACCUCCUGCCGUUAGACCCUCAUCUCCACCUCAACCCAGACCACCACCACCACCAGUAGUCCCAAAAUCACCAGUCCCCACAUCUCCAGUGAGCAAGCUCCAUAAACCUAUUCCUCCUGCUAUCAGCAUCCUGGAGAAACUGAUUAAGACAUGUCCAGUGUGGCUUCAACUGGGAAUGAAGCAGGACAGAGCCAUGCAUAUACUGAGCAAGGAGUUUCCUGGGAUCUUUUUAGUCAGGAGGGAUGCAAGUCAAAAAACGAUGGUACUUGCAGUAUGCCUUCCUGACCAGCUGGGGGAGCCGCAUGUCAAAGAACUGCCUAUAAAGGAAGAAAAAUCCUUGCUGUACCUUGAAGGGUCUGUGCUGGUGUUUGAGAAUAUUUUUAAACUUAUUGCUUUCUACUGUGUUAGCCGGGACAUCCUCCCUUUUCCACUGAAGUUACCUCAGGUGAUUCAAAAGGUAGCCAAAUACGAGGAUAUGGUGGUGAUCUCUUCACUAGGCUCAGAGUUCUGGAACUCAGCUCUAAAUUGUCAUGAGGAAGUGGAAAAUGUUGCUGGUAGCUGUGGUGCAUUGGAUAAGCAGGGAGAAAGCAGCUCCUGUGAAAUUCAGCUUUCCAUUGGCAGUGACCGGCUUUGGCAUGUCAACCCAAUUUUCAUUGAAGAAUGCAGCAACAGCUUGGCACCCACCUCUUCUACCCCUGUUUUGAGAACCCAGAGUCUCAACACACCAGUCCAGGCUCCGCCCAAAUAUAAAAGGCCACCCCCACUACGUCCUCGUCCACCCAGUGCACCUGAGUGUUCUCAACACUAUGCAUUAGCCACACCUUCAAAAGGGGAGUUCAAGGCAGUUCUCAGUUCUCCACCCCCUUCAGGCCAGAAAGGGGAAGGAAGUGACUGUGAGCAUGCAGACAGAGAACAAGAGAGACAGCGAACUCCUGCCCUAAGCACUGAGUGUGAAAAGCCCGCUCAGGGCAAAGAAGGAAAACGGCUUUCUAAUACGGCUUCACAUCAAGUUCCUCCAAUACCAACCCGAAGGAGGCUAUCUGAAAAACAAGCUUCAGAGGAACCAACGCAGCGGCAAGUCCACUGCAGCACCUCAACAGAAGCAGAGGGCAAUAUUCUGCAAGUACCUGUAGCAUCCCUCAUUUGCCUAGAUGACAGUAUGGAAGAAAGGGACAAGCCUAUGGACUCAGAGACUCAGCAAGUUCAGGAAGUGCUAGUGGAAGAAUCUAAGGUAACAAAUGAAGCUUCAGUGGUGACACGAGAGGUAGUACCUCAACCGAAGAAGACAAAUGUUCCAGUAGCGCCUCCCAGGAAGAAAAGACUAUCUCAGAAUCUUACCGGACAUGUCUCCCAAAGCUUUGUAAACUCACUUAGACCAAUCCCACAGGAGUCCAUUCUUCCUUUAAACUCAAGCAGCCCCAGUCCCAUCCGCCACUCGCUCUGCAUCAAUGCUGGUCAUCCAAAAGUCUCGGAUGUUUCACUGUACUCUCCUGAUGGUGGAGCUCCACCAGACCAUGACUCCUACUCAACCAGCAGCACAGAGGAGGAUGUGGAUACCAAUGUGGCGACAGGUAUUGUCAUCAAGAGGACCCCAACAAUUAUGUUAGACCGUGCCAAGCAACGACUUUCAAUGGUUUCAAUGGCAAACCUCUCCAAUGUCCUCACAGGCUUCAUGAACGCAGACCGUAAGUUGCAGAAGCGAAUUGUUGAACUGUCCCGGGAUGGAAACACAUACUUUGGGAACCUUGUUAAGGAUUAUCGAGCUUUCACUUUGGACACCAUGCGGAAACACACCUCCAGCACAGAGAUGCUCCAAGAGAUCAGGCAGAUGAUAACCCAACUGAAAAGCUAUCUGAUCCAGAGUGCAGAGCUGCAAAAUCUACAGGAGGCAGCUGGUUAUUCCGAUGAAAAACUGGAGAUCAUUACUGAAGCAGCACUUUGUAAAAGUGUCCUGAAACCCUUACGAGAGGCAGUGUAUAACAGACUGAAGGAUAUCCACUCCCGUACAGGAAAUUUGAAGAAACUAAAAGAAAACCAGCAAGUGGUCCAGGGGACGACCACCACAGACCUGGGGGUCAACACCAGUGUUCCUGAAAUGGCCGUUAUGGACAAAAUUCAAACAAAGCUUGGUAACAUGCACCAAGAAUAUUUGCCUCAGAAGAAGAUCGACUUGCUCCUCAAGACCUGCAAAAUCAUCUAUGAAUCCAUGUCUGUGGGCUGUCCAGGAAAAGCUUACGGGGCUGAUGACUUCUUGCCUGUGCUGAUGUAUGUCUUGGCACGCUGUAACAUCAGCGCUCUGCUGCUGGAUGUGGAGUACAUGAUGGAGCUAAUGGAUCCAGCACUGCAGCUCGGAGAGGGUUCGUAUUAUCUUACCACCACUUAUGGAGCUCUGGAGCAUAUUAAAAAUUUUGAUAAACAAGCUGUGACCAGACAGCUGAGUUUAGAGGUUCAAGACUCCAUCCACCGCUGGGAGCGCCGCCGCACCUUAAACAAAGCCAGAGCUUCACGCUCCUCUCUACAGGACUUCAUUAACGUGUCCUUCCUGGAGGCUGGAUCCAACACCAAGACCUUGGGAUUGCGUCCCAACACUACCGCUCAGGACCUGUGCAAUCAGUGUGCGGAGAAGUUUGAGGUGUUGGAUCCUGAGUCUUAUUGCCUUAGCAUGCUUGUGGAUGGCCAUUACAUGCCUUUGGCUCCUGAGGAGUAUCCUCUCACGAUCAAGUCCACUUUGCACCACAGUGAGCCACGUAAGGAGUAUUAUUUUGUCUACCGCCUCGGUCGCUGGCCUGAAAAAGAGUCUGUGGUCCAGACAUCAUCAACAGCAGCACCCGAAGAGAGUUUGAUAUGAACUUAUGCAUUUG
Carassius carassius (crucian carp) is the source of this 3724-nucleotide messenger RNA. Its product is annotated as ras and Rab interactor 3-like. The transcript is spliced from 10 exons. Gene Ontology annotation, molecular function: guanyl-nucleotide exchange factor activity; small GTPase binding. Gene Ontology annotation, cellular component: cytosol; endocytic vesicle. The record is from RefSeq and is a predicted model, not a curated record. Lineage: Eukaryota; Metazoa; Chordata; Actinopteri; Cypriniformes; Cyprinidae. Bases 484 to 3711 code for a protein of 1075 amino acids. Gene Ontology annotation, biological process: signal transduction; vesicle-mediated transport.